Molecule: messenger RNA, 417 nt
Organism: Rasamsonia emersonii CBS 393.64
Lineage: Eukaryota; Fungi; Ascomycota; Eurotiomycetes; Eurotiales; Trichocomaceae
Exons: 3
Coding region: 1-417 (138 amino acids)
Source: RefSeq, a predicted model, not a curated record
AUGUGGUCUUGGGCCUGCAUUAAGGUGCUGCCUUCUUAUAUCCUGGCAGGCCGGCACCUCGCUAAGUUUGUGCUAAUUCUCGGCAGGAGCAAUACGACUGCUGACUCUGAAAAGAAGACUUCCAUCUUGAAACCUCUAUGGAUACCCUCCAAUGUUUCUUUGUACGACAAUCCAGCAAUUCUGCCUGAAUUCAGGGUCAACGACAAGAUAGUACGGAGUAUUACUACGGCUACAACUGAGACUCGAUCCAAGCUACCAGCCUAUUCAUGGUUCAUUCGCUACUACGUAGCUUGCCGAUCUUCAAGUUCACGAUCGCGUACGGAUGUUCUCCGUACUCCCCGUGUGGACUAUGGAGAAUUGGAGAGUGUCCCAGAUCCGACUACUGAAUGGCUACUGGCGAGCACUGAUCUGGUCUAG